GUCGCACAUUAGCACCUCCUUGGCAGUGAGCAGUCUGGCUGCCACUUGAGAAGUAGAAAGGCUGGUCCUGAAGAAAUGAGGCACGCAGCAGACUGACUGCAAAGUCACAUCCACAGGCAUUGGCAGUCAGCGCACAGUAGGAACAGCUGGUUUCUGCUACAUGCUGCCUGGAACCUCAGCUGGAAGACUUGAGCACCUGGGGAUGAAAGACCAGAAAGCUGACUCCAUUGCAUACCUGAGACAGGAGCUGUUUUUGUGCUGCUUGGUCCCUUCCUACCAGCAAUGCAACAAAGCAUUGAACAAACAACUGAGAUCCUGUUGUGUCUGUCACCUCGUGAAGUUGCCAAUCUCAAGGAAGGAAUCAACUUUUUCCGAAAUAACAGUACUGGCAAAGAUUUCAUCUUAUACAAGAAUAAAAAGUACCUGAGGGCAUGCAAGAAUAUGUGCAAACAUCAAGGAGGCCUGUUCAUAAAGGAUAUCGAGGAUCUGGAUGGGAGGUGUGUUAAAUGCACAAAGCACAACUGGAAGUUAGACGUGAGCACCAUGAAGUACAUCAAUCCUCCAAGCAGCUUCUGUCAGGAUGAAUUGGUUGUUGAAAUGGAUGAAGAAAGUGGACUUUCACUUCUAGAACUGAAUCCUCCUAACCCCUGGGAUUCAGAGCCCAGAUCUCCUGAAGAUUUGGCUUUUGGGGAAGUGCAGGUGACCUACCUCACUCAUGCCUGCAUGGACCUCAAGCUGGGAGACAAGAGGAUGGUGUUUGACCCUUGGUUAAUCGGUCCUGCUUUUGCCCGAGGAUGGUGGUUGUUACAUGAGCCUCCGUCUGAUUGGCUGGAGAGGUUGUGCCAAGCAGACCUAAUUUACAUCAGCCACAUGCACUCAGACCACCUGAGUUACCCCACGUUAAAGAAGCUUGCUGGAAGAAGACCAGAUAUUCCCAUUUAUGUUGGAAACACGGAAAGACCUGUGUUUUGGAAUCUCAACCAGAGUGGUGUCCAGUUGACUAAUAUCAACGUAGUGCCGUUUGGAGUAUGGCAGCAGAUAGACAAAAAUCUUCGAUUCAUGAUCUUGAUGGAUGGCGUUCAUCCUGAGAUGGACACUUGCAUUAUUGUGGAAUACAAAGGUCAUAAAAUACUCAACACAGUGGACUGCACCAGACCCAAUGGGGGACGGCUGCCUGUGAAGGUUGCUCUAAUGAUGAGUGAUUUUGCUGGAGGAGCGUCAGGCUUUCCAAUGACUUUCAGUGGUGGAAAGUUCACUGAGGAAUGGAAAGUCCAAUUCAUUAAAACAGAAAGAAGGAAGCUCCUGAAUUACAAGGCCCGACUUGUGAAGGACCUACAGCCUCGAAUUUAUUGCCCUUUCGCUGGCUAUUUCGUGGAAUCUCACCCCUCAGACAAGUAUAUUAAAGAAACAAACAUCAAAAAUGACCCAAAUGAACUCAACAAUCUUAUCAAGAAAAACUCUGAUGUGGCAACAUGGACCCCACGACCUGGAGCCAUUCUUGAUCUGGGUAGGAUGUUAAAGGACCCGACAGACAGUAAGGGUAUCAUAGAGCCUCCAGAGGGGACAAAAAUUUGCAAGGAUUCCUGGGACUUUGGACCAUAUUUGAAAAUCUUGAAUGCUGCUGUAGGAGAUGAAAUAUUUCUUCACUCAUCUUGGAUAAAAAAAUACUUCACUUGGGCUGGAUUUAAGGAUUAUAACCUGGUGGUCAGGAUAAUUGAGACAGAUGAGGACUUCCACCCUUUUCCUGGAGGAUAUGACUAUUUGGUUGACUUUCUAGAUUUAUCCUUUCCAAAAGAAAGGCCAAGCCGGGAGCAUCCCUAUGAGGAAAUUCGGAGCCGGGUUGACGUCAUCAGGCACGUGGUGAAGAAUGGUCUCCUCUGGGAUGACUUGUAUAUAGGAUUCCAAACCCGGCUUCAGCGGGAUCCUGACGUAUACCAUCAUCUGUUUUGGAACCAUUUUCAAAUAAAGCUCCCCCUAACGCCCCCCAACUGGAAGUCCUUCCUGACGCACUGUGCGUAGAGUGGACCUGGGAUUUCUCAGGGAUGCCCAGCAACAUGAAACAUUUAAGAGUUUACUGAUGCUACAUCCUGAGCAUGAGAAGCUUAUACCAAAGAGACUAUGCCUUAUUCACGUCAGCAAUGGAUAAUUACAUGCUGCAUUUGUGAUUUGUUUACAUAUCUUGUUUGUGGAUUACUACAUAGCCAGAUUAUUAGUAUUUAACUUAUUCCAUCUGCAAUUCUCUCUGAAAGAACCAAUGAACCCAAUAGGAACAAAUUCUCUAUGGCGAACAAAGCUUACCAGGAGGAGAUGUGAAUCUAAGCACAGAAGAAGCAGAACAGGAGAAAAAAAAUCCUAGAAGACAUGAGGACAAAGGAAAGGGGGAGGGGAGUGGGGUUAGGAGUUUGGUUAGAAAAUGAAAAUGAUAAAGAGAAGGAGACAAAUGAGAGAGCAUAAGAAGAAAAUAGGAAGGAGAAAAAAUAAGAUAGAAUUUAAAAAGGCAAAUGUAAAAACAGACAUUUUGUUCAGUGAUUGGUUCCCCAAAUAGGGUCCAUGAAAAUGGUCAAGUAAGAGUUCAUAAACUGUAUUCAGUUUUUCAAAAUGUUUUGUGUAAAUCAUAUAUUUACCAAAACAGUGCUACAGAAGUUUCCAUAAAAGGUGAAAUCUCACUAGGGUUGACACUAUCUUGAUUCAGUGACAAAAUGUGUUAUUUAAUGCAGUUUAUAAAUUCUAACCAAUAGAGAGAUAUUUGAUUAAUAAAAAAUAUGAACACUAUUAGUAAGUUUUGUAGACAAAAAUCAGUCUAUAAAAUCAAGAAUAAAGAUUUGUAUCUUGAAAAAGAUUAGGAAAAUCUCUUCCGAACAUUUAAAAACAUUGUUUCAAUAGUUAAAACAGGCAACUUAUUUAUCUUUUUCUAUUAAUGUCUGUAGUGAAUGAUGAUACUCACAUGAUUACAACAUGCCCAAAUUUAUUCCUAGGAAAAUGUGAUUAAUAGAAUUUCUAUUUUACAUGUUAAUGUUUCCAGACCACAGAUCCACACCCACACUCCUACCCCUCACUGAUUUGAACAUCUUGAUUUUGCUCAUUUUAUAUAUAUAUUCUUUAAUUCUGAAGAUACAAGAAUCUAAUGUUAGAUUUUUCUCCUUAAACAUCUAAAUUUACACUUAGUAAUAGAAAAGUUGAUUAUCUACUUCUCAUUAAGAUUAACACCAAUGAUGUUAGAUUAUUCUGGUUCACCUCAUACAAUAUGCAUAAUGGAGUGCUUGGAAUGAAGGAAUUAUAUUUUGUGAUUUACAUUAUGUAGUAGAUUAUUGAAUUAUCACUGAAAAACAAAUGUGAUUUAUAUCAAUAGAUGUAUGUUAAAGUAUACAUGAUGAAAAAAUAAAAGAUUAUUUUAAAAUAUGAGUUUUUUUCUCACCACUGA
This is a messenger RNA of Manis pentadactyla (Chinese pangolin), 3421 nucleotides long. Its product is annotated as cytidine monophosphate-N-acetylneuraminic acid hydroxylase. The transcript has 17 exons. NCBI's taxonomy places the organism in Eukaryota, Metazoa, Chordata, Mammalia, Pholidota, Manidae. Gene Ontology annotation, molecular function: 2 iron, 2 sulfur cluster binding. The coding region runs from base 283 to 2019 and encodes 578 amino acids. The record is from RefSeq and is a predicted model, not a curated record.